AUGGCCGAAGAGAAAGUGGAGCUCAGCGAACAGACCCCUCUGAAGCAGGAAGAGGAGAACAAGGAGGCCGAGAAAUCGACCGAAGCCGGCGAAGAAGCCGCCACCGAGAAGAAGGAGGCCGAAAAGAAGAGAUGGUUCUUCAACAAGAAGGUAGGCCACAUCAAUAUAUUGUACUAGGCAGAAAUCGUCCGAGUUUUUCGUUUUUUAUGCCCUACAUUGGUUAUUUAUCAGCGCAGUAAUGCAACUGUUGACCCCCAUUCGAAAGAGUGUUGUCCAUUGUGCGGCACUCCGCUUUGUCCCCAAAAUAAAAUAAUUAUAGUGACGGGUGCGCAGCUCUUUUUGUCGUGCCGCCGCAAAGAAACGAACUAGAUAAUAGCGGAUCGCAUUACACUAGUCGCGCAACAUUCAUAAAGAAAACAUGUGUUUGGAGUUUGGGUUUACAGUACGAGUUAUUGAGGGAAUAAUGGGGGUUUUGGAAAGAAAACUGGAUUUUUUGGAGGUUUUGGCAAAAAAAGUGGAAUUUUGAUGAAAUAGUCGGCCUUCAUAGAAAACUAAUAAUGCAUAGAGAAAGUGUAGGCAUCAUGAAGAAUUUUUUCAUUGUAAAAUCAGGCUUAUUAGUCGAUUUACCAUCAAAAAAUUUAAUUUUUGAGGCAAAAUCUACCUUUUUAAUAAUUUUUCAACAAAAACCCAAGAAAUUUUUCUAGAAUUGGGCUUUUGAGGUGGUCUAAAAACAUUGAGCUAUCUUAAAAUAGCUGUAUAGAGACGUAAUGACUGCAUUUUUAAUUUGAAAAUCAUAAAAAAACAAGUUUUUAUUCCUAUUUUGGUAAAAAAUCAGCGAAAAAGAGGAAGAAAUUGCAAAUUUGAGGAAAAAUCCCAUCUAGAGGAAGAAAACUACUGUCUUCAUCCCUUUUUAUCACUUUACAAUGCCAAAUCACGGCAGUACCCCUCAAUUUUGCACUGAUUUUGCGCAAAAAUCGCAAAAACCGCGCCCCUUUCGGCGGAAGAAAGCAAGAGAGGGCCGUGCCGGAGUAGCCGAGCGGCAGUGAUCCUCAGUAUCGACGCGUGAGCACGAAGGUUCGAACCCUCGAGGCGACCUCGAUAGCCUGUAAGACGGAAUGAACUGUAGAGAAUGAUGCACCAGGCAAAACGGUCACAACUCUGUUAACCAAAAAUGCUUCGGCGUUCUGUGGGGGGUCGAAUCUCUACAGUUUUGGGAUUUUUUGAUUUUGAAAUUGAGAUUUUUUGAUUGAAAUUGAGAUUUUGGGAUUUUUUGAUUCCGAAAUUAAGAUUUUUUGGCUUCAAAAUUCAUUUUUUUGGAUUUUUGUUUUGAUUAUCAGUCUGUCUGGAAAAUAAUGAGGACAAUGUCGCUGCUCCGGUUGCAUCGCUAAAUUCAAAAUGCAAUUUGAUUUUUACGCGACAAAAUUCAUUUUCUCGCUGCGAUUUUCGCUGCGAUAGAGUGCUCAUUAUUUUCCCGACAGACUGAUAUAAAACUACCGACAAGGACAGUUCUGUUGUCGUCUGCAAAACGGGCUAAUUUUUCCACUAGCCUGCCCAAAUCCGCCGCCGUCGGUGCAUGCUGGGUUUAAUGCGAACGCGCUGCCGAUUGGGCCGGAAGAGAAACGGCAGCGAGGCGUUAAUGCGAACGGAAGUCCGCGCAACGUCUCGCCAUGGAAACAAGAGCAAUUUGAGGGGCGAUCUUAAGACGCGCGUUGGCUAAUAAGACGGCAAAUUGCGAAAAUUGGGGUACUGUAAUUUGGGAUUAUUACGGAUUUUUUUGUAUAUUACGGAUGAUGGUAAUGCAAAAUUUAAGACUAUGGAGGCAUUUUAGAGCGUAUAAAAUUGCUUAUAUACGGUUUUUAGACCUUUUAGGCAUGCUAGAACAGAAUGCCAAAUUUGGCGGGAAAUUUAAUUUUUAAAAUUUUUCUCUUUGCACAGCGAUUUUUGGCUUGAAAGUUGUUUUUUGUACAUACAAAUGACAUAUUUUGAGCACUGAAAUUGUCUCAUUAUAGCUAAAAUAUCUUUUUUUGUCAUCUAAAUUUCCCCUCAAAAACCCCCCAAAUCUCCCCCAAUUUAUGCGCAGCCCUCGAAACCAAUACUAUUCAGGCAAAUCUGCGGAUAAUCCCCCACCACUCUCCAUCUCUGCGGCACUCUUUUUUUUCAUGCUUUCAGUGCGCUAUUCAAAUUACUUUAAUUACAGAGUGGAAAGCGAGCUUGCAUCCUCUCGUCCAAUUUUGGGGUCGAAAUUAAUGAGCUGCGUCCGGGAGGGGGGAAUGCAAAAUUCGCGGAGUGCUAGCGGAGGGUUGAGUGAUGAAUGUGGAGGAAGGGGAAUUUUGAAGUUGAAAAAAGCAUAGGAACUAAAAAGUAAAUAAAAAAAGUGGAAAAAAUACAACAAAACUAAAAUUAAAAGAGUCUCAAAAUCGACCAGUAGAUUUUUUUAAAAUUGUCCGGGCAAAUAUAUCUCCAAUAUGUAUGGAUCAUAUAGUGGCGGACCUGAUCCCGCGGCAAAAAACGUACCAUUUUGCAUCCGGGAAGUAUCAAAAAGGUCGCAAAAUACCUCCCUGUCCAAUCCCUCAAAGCGGAGUUUUUUUAUUUGUAGAGGGAGGCAUUUUGCUACAUUUUUAAUACUUCUUCAAUGCAAAAUGGUGCGUUUUUUACCACUGGAUCAGGUCCGUUACUGUAACAAGGGCGUAGCUGACCAAAAAUUCUAAUGGAAAAUUUUAUGCAUAGUCCUGAUGGGCACAAUGUAAAAAAAAUUUACCUUCCUCCCCCCUUACCAUAUUUUUCUUCGACCCCAGGUUGAACCUCCUCUCCAGCUACGCCCCUGGAUCAUUAGUAAAUUUCAGCCUGUCACACCGAGAGCUGAACUAUUUACUAACCUUUUGUCAUCGAGAGAGCGCAAAUAAUAAGGAGAGUCGGCCGGACAAAACUUGUUUUUCGGUCAUAGCUUUUUCGGGGGCUUUCUGAGAAAAGAACAGCUUUGAGAGAGUGUAAAAAUUCUCGCAAUUUUCGCAGAGACCUGCAUUGUGCAAAUUAUCAACCUGUCGGGAAAAUAAUGAGCGCCCUGUCGCAGCGAAAAUGAAUUGUGUCGCGGAGAAAAUCAAUUUUUUUUUCACUUAAUUUUCUCAUAAUUUUCCCGACAGACUGAUAAAUAAACCGAAUAUAUUGUAAAAUACGGCGCCUUUCGUUGCUUGUAGUCAUCAAAACUUUCUGAUUUCCACUCUAAAUCAUGCAUUUUGCAGGCCAAGAAGGAGGAGAAGCCAGCCGAAGAGAAGGCCGAGAAAGAGAAGAAUGCCGAAGGCGGCGAAGUCCCUCCAGCCGAGAAGAAGAAGUGCUGGUGGCAGAAGAAGCCGUGCUGCAAGAAGGACGGCGAGCAGCCCACGUUCGGCAUCGACUACGUGCACCGCGACGAUCAGAACCUGCAGACCGCCAUCGACCUGAACUUUGCCGACAUCUUCGGCGAGCCGGACGCCCUGCACUCGUGGGAGGGCGUGUGGCGUCGGAGCCAGGCGGUCUUCAACGCGGUGCGCGGCUUCUUCUACAAGCUGUUCAGCCUGCUGCUGUUCAUCCCCGCCACCGUCGUGUUCGGCGUCCUGUUCGCGUUGUUCUCGGCCCUGAACGUGUACGUGGUGACGCCGCUCGGCAAGCUGCUGUGGAUCCCGUUCGGAUGGGUGGCGGCGGUGUGGAAGGCCCUGAACGCCAACGUUUUGGGCCCCGUUUUUGGCGCCCUUGGCCAGGGAUUGAGCAGCAUUCGCGUCCACAGAUACGGCCUCAACAACGACGCUACCGCCACGAUUGCAGCCUAA
Messenger RNA from Bursaphelenchus xylophilus (pine wood nematode), 3803 nucleotides. Lineage: Eukaryota; Metazoa; Nematoda; Chromadorea; Rhabditida; Aphelenchoididae. The record is from the annotation of a GenBank genome assembly.